Centropristis striata (black sea bass) is the source of this 4066-nucleotide messenger RNA. RefSeq names its product 1-aminocyclopropane-1-carboxylate synthase homolog (Arabidopsis)(non-functional) (gene accs). Bases 635 to 3577 code for a protein of 980 amino acids. The record is from RefSeq and is a predicted model, not a curated record. The transcript has 17 exons. Gene Ontology annotation, biological process: biosynthetic process; amino acid metabolic process. NCBI's taxonomy places the organism in Eukaryota, Metazoa, Chordata, Actinopteri, Perciformes, Serranidae. Gene Ontology annotation, molecular function: pyridoxal phosphate binding; transaminase activity.
AUGGAGAUGACAACAAAACUGCCACAAACCCUUUUCUCCAGGAAAUACGUCACGUUUAGAGCCGACUGGACUCGAGCGUAUGCUCGAUUUGAUUCACCGAGGUCGCUGAUAGGGGCGGAUAACUUAUUUUAUGUAGCCCAAAGCAGACAGCAAGCUGUGUACCGCUGUGUGUGACCGCCAUCUACUGGAUAUCCAUUCAACUUACACCCAUGGAUAAAAAGCACUUUGCACAGUAGAGGGUGCCAUAAUACAGAGCCUGACUCUGCACGGAUAUGCCAUGCACCCGUUACAGCAUGGUAUGAGUAAAACCAAGCCCGCUUUCAGCAGCUCCCCCUUUAGCACGAACCAAAGUUAUCCCGGAAUAAGGACAGCACGCAUGUGCCAGAACCCGGAUGUACAUAUUUCUGUACUCGUCUCUAUCCCCCGUCUUGCCAAGUUAUGACAAAUUUGCUCUCAAAAAGAAUUAUAUAUCUUAGCAGCGCUUUAAAGCGUUGCCAUUCCAAACCAGUCCAAACCGGGUUAACCAGCUGUGACACAAGUCGACUUACGUGGAUGUCACAUCUGAGUGACUCCACAACAGUCCGUUAAGGAAGAGCUGCACUGUGAUUUACGAAUACAUCCUGCAACUUUGAGGAUGGACUUUCGCGGCAGGAGGCAUGAGCGAGGCAGCAACUGGACCGACCCGGAGAUAGUGGAACUGCUCCAGCUGUGGUCCGAUGAGUCGGUCCAAAUUGAACUGGAGAGCUCACUGCGGAACCAGCGGGUGUUUGACCGCAUAGCCCACAUCUUGCGCGAAAAGGGCAUCUACCGGACCGGCGACCAGUGCAGGGAGAAGAUAAAAAAGAUGAAGCUGGAGUACCGCCGCAUUAAGGACAACCACAAAAUGAGGUCCUGGAAGUUCUAUGAUGUGAUGGACAGGGUGCUGGCGAACAGACCGGCUAUUACCUACUCCUCCCUGGGUGGAGCUGUUAUUGCUCAACAGGUGUUUCAGAGCCCGAGUGGGCCUGAUGCAUACCUGCAAGGAGUCCCAGCAAGCGCCUUUGGUCCUGCUUCGUCAGGUGGGUUUCUGUUUGGUCAGCCUCCAAAACCUGGAGACCCACUGGAUAUUAAAUGUGAAGAUGUUGAGGAGAGUAUGCUGAAUUCAGGCGUAGCCCCCCCUGAGAUGUACUACGGAUCUGGAGAUGAUCAGGAGACUGAUGGGCAGUCUCUAUUGGAGCCAGAGGACUCUCUGGGCCAAGGAGAGGGCUCAACAAAUGCAAGAAUCUCACCUUCAGGUUUUAGUGACCUGAACAUUGCCAGUUCUGCUUCAGCUGCCACCCAGUCCGUUGGUGGUCCCGUUCCACAGGGAACAUCUGAGCAGCCCAGUAAUAGUAAGAAGAGUUUUCAUCACCCAACCUCUGGCAGACAGAAGAAACGCUGCCAGGGAGGCAAAACAUCAUGGGGCCAUGGGGGUGCUCGGUGCGUGGGUCAGAGGAGCCUGGAUAAAGCCCUGGUCAGCUUCCUGAACUGGCAGCAGUCAGCAGAGGAGCGCCUCCUCUCCCUGGAGGAGGCACGGCUGGACAGAGAGCUGCAGGCUGAGGAGCGCAGGGAACAGCGUGAGGAGAGGAGGGCAGAACAGGAGCGCCAGCACGAGCUCCGCCUGUUCAGCAUGCUCACGGGGGCACUGGUUGCUGUCAGACAGGGCGCUCCGACUGCUGCAACAACACCCACUGACCCCUCCUUCUCACCCCCAGCUCAUCUGUCAGCAUCGCUGAUGACCACAGCUGCUCCCUCUGUCUCGUCAUCCUCAUCUCAGCCGCCUUCAGAAGCUCCCACUGCACAGGCUGUUCAGGAAAGAAUAAAGUCAACACCGCCUACAUCUGUCAAGGCCUGCAAAAUGUCUCACAACGUUUUGGCAACAGCGAGAGGUGCAGAAACUCCUGCCCCUAGCGUGUACCUUUCGAACCGUGGCAACAGCAUCCGACAACAUCAAGGCAUGCUCCAGGAGGGGUAUGCCCAAUAUCUAAGGGACAAACACCAUGACACAGAGAACCCUGAUGGUAUAAUCAACUUGGGUACCAGUGAGAACAAACUAUGCAGUGACCUUCUUCAUAAACGACUGACCAAGCCUGACAUGCUACAUGUUGAACCAUCCUUGUUGCAAUAUGGAGACUGGAGGGGGCACACAUUCCUCAGAGAGGAGGUUGCAAGGUUCCUGACUCACUACUGCUGUUCUCCAAACCCACUGAAAGCUGACAAUGUUGUGGUGAUGAAUGGCUGUGCUUCCCUCUUCUCGUGUAUUGCUACAGUAAUUUGUGACCCUAAAGAUGCCAUUCUCAUCCCUACUCCUUUCUACGGUGCUAUCAGUGAGGAUGUAAAAUUUUACAGUGAUGUGAAACUCUUCCAUGUUCCUCUCGAUGAUGAGGUUGAUGGCAAAGCCAGUCGACCGUUCCACCUUACUGUCAGCAAGCUGGAAGAAGGUCUGAAAAGGGCUAAAAAAGAGGGUGUGACCAUCCGAGGUGUUAUACUGAUAAACCCCCACAACCCUCUGGCUGAGAUCUAUACCCCAGAAGAGAUGAUUGCCUUCAUGGAGUUUGCCAAAAGAAAUGAGCUCCACACUAUCGUAGAUGAACUGUACAUGCUGACGGUGUUUGAUGAAUCUGUCGCCUUUCACAGCGUCCUCAGUACAGACAGGCUGCCUGACCCACAGAGGACACAUGUAAUGUGGGGGUUGAGCAAGGACUUUGCAAUGUCAGGAAUCAGAAUAGGCACCCUGUACACUGAGAACAGAGACCUUGUGGAGGCUGUGGCCCAGCUGGCCUCAUUCCACGGCAUCCCUGGAACCACCCAGCACCAGGUAGCACAGCUGCUACAGGACAGAGAGUGGAUCAACGAGGAAUUUCUGCCUGGGAACAGGUGCAGACUGAAAGCCGCUCACAGUUACAUCACAGCAGAGCUGCGGAGUAUGGGCGUCCCCUAUCUGGACAGACGUGCUACACUGUAUCUCUGGGCUGACCUCAGAAAGUACCUCAGAGAGUCGUCGUUUGAGGAGGAGCUGUCUCUGUGGAGGUUUUUCAUCAGACGCAAGGUGGUGUUGAGCUGUGGUCAGGCCUUCUCCUGCUCCUCCCCUGGCUGGUUCCGCAUUGUCUUCGCAGUCCCAGAGCACCACCUUCAGCUCGGCCUGAAGCGAUUUAGGGAGGCCUUGAAAGAAAUUGAAGAAAAAAGCUCCAGCCCUGAUUCACACUCUAUCAAAGAAGCCAGUGAGGAGAGCACAAAAUCAGAGAAAGAAGACAGCGCAGAUUCAGACAAUGCCGCGGUUGUCAACUCAACAUCAUCACCCCAGAGCAAGUCAUCCGACCGGCUGAAGGAGAAGGAUAGCCCUGUUCCUGACACGGGCUCGCUGGCCGCUGAGGGGUUCGUGUUGCUGGACUGCCAAGCAUCGAAGCCCGCAGACAACCUGGACUCUCUGAUUGGCACGCUCAGGCAACAGAUCCACUCCUCUGAUUGGCUGGAGAAAAACACUCCAGAGCUGUCUGCCGGGGAGGACCCAGAGAUUCUUGAUGUAUUCAAGGCCCUGCUGCAAAGAGCCAGAAAGUAAGCUUAGGAUAAACAGGCACGAAUUGUAGCUGCCAAAUUUCAAGAGGCAGCACUUGAGCAUCCUUCUUAGUGCCUGCGUUUAUCGUGAAAAGCUCGACACAAACACCUGACACGAGGUCAAAUCUGAUGCCUGUUUUUGAGUUAAGAGGGAAGAUUAGCUAAGAACAGGCUAGAGGAAAAAGAGGAAAAGUUAAGCAGGCAAGGCCAGGGUGCAAGGACAGGACAGAUUAUUUUUCUAUCUGCACCUCAAGGCCUUAUUUUUACUCUGCUACGGGAGACGGCCUUGUUUUUUAAAUUUUAUUAUCAAGACUGAAUGCUUAUUUACUCUAAGUGAAUGCCAAAUGUAAAUGAACAAAUCUGUCAUUCUUAAUACUUUGAAUCUGAACCUUACAUCCUUAUUAUUUGGUCAUAUGCACUUUAUUGUAUGAGAAUGUAUUGUACUUUCUAUGAAGUUAAUGAUCUGUGAAUAAAGGAAUUCAUUAAUUCUUUA